Molecule: messenger RNA, 1591 nt
Organism: Urocitellus parryii (Arctic ground squirrel)
Lineage: Eukaryota; Metazoa; Chordata; Mammalia; Rodentia; Sciuridae
Gene: Dpt
Product: dermatopontin
Biological process (GO): collagen fibril organization
Cellular component (GO): extracellular matrix
Source: RefSeq, a predicted model, not a curated record
GCCAGCAAGCAUGGACCUCACUGUCCUGUGGGUGCUCCUGCCGCUGGUCACCGUGGCCUGGGGCCAGUAUGGCGACUGGUACCCGUACCAGCAGUACCAGCAGUACCAGGACUACAGCGAUGACGGGUGGGUGAACCUGAACCGGCAGGGCUUCAGCUUCCAGUGUCCCCACGGGCAGGUGGUGGUGGCUGUGAGGAGCAUCUUCAGCAAGAAGGAGGGCUCUGACCGGCAGUGGAACUAUGCCUGCAUGCCCACGCCGCAGCGCCUGGGGGAGCCCACGGAGUGCUGGUGGGAGGAGAUCAACAGGGCCGGCAUGGAAUGGUACCAGACGUGCUCCAACAACGGGCUGGUGGCGGGCUUCCAGAGCCGCUACUUCGAGUCGGUGCUGGACMGAGAGUGGCAGUUUUACUGUUGCCGCUACAGCAAGAGGUGCCCGUACUCCUGCUGGCUGACGACAGAAUACCCAGGCCACUAUGGGGAGGAAAUAGACAUGAUCUCCUACAACUACGAUUACUACAUGCGAGGAGCGACCACCACUUUCUCUGCCGUGGAAAGGGAUCGCCAGUGGAAGUUYAUCAUGUGCCGCAUGACAGACUACGACUGCGAAUUUGCAAACGCUUAGAUCCGCUUCUGCCAGACCUGGGCGAAAGGAAGGGGCCUGGAGUCCCAAGUGUCCUGCGUGUGACUUCAGCCGGAACUCCCCCCCUCCCCCCCAGCUGUUUCUGCCGCUCUUUCUUCUCCCUGAUGCGGGAACAGCCGUGCCAGCCGCCUGGGCCCUUCUCAUGGCACCACAUUUAUAAGGACAUCCACAAUUAAGCUGCGUUUCUUGCUUUCAACAUAUCCCGUAGCAACUGUCUCCCAUGACUGGCCACACUCCCUGCAGGGCACGUGCCCACUGGGCUCCCAGGCGCCUCCUGAGGCCUGGCUCGCCUUGCUGCUGCUUUACUGUAAAAUGAGCUUUCAGUUCAGCACAGUGACCUGGGAGGGAGGGAAGGAGAGGGCGGGCGGGCAGAGCUUGGGGAGGGGUGUAGCACAGGUGCUCUCAGCUAAGUCUGUUGGAAUGACACCCAGGGUCCUCACAAAGCAGGCCUCUGCCUUGAAGUGACGUGUUUCCGCCCCCCUCCACAGGGUCUCUGUGCUCCAGGGACCUGCAGGUGAAAGGCGGGGUGGAGGGGGUGAGGGCAGAGUUGAACCUCCUCAACUCAAAGGCGAAGGUCCGUCUACCACCAUGAGGAUGUGUGCAGGGGCCACGGAGCCGUAGAAKCAUGUCAAGAGAAAGGUCAGAGAGUGGGACUCAGACUGGGAGCUUGGCGAGAUGAGCGUGGCCGGGUCGCUCUGGGGAAUGGGAAGUAGUGUGGGGUUACUGGCAGCCAGAGGCCAGCCCAGGACUCCCGGGGGGUGGUGGCACAUGCCUGCAGCCCUGGGGCCGCUGGCCAAGCCUCCUGCACUGGGCCUGGGUGACUGAGGAUUCCUGCCUAGGUUAGCACGGGGUGUCCUCUGCUGAGGUGAGACUCUCUCUUCCUCCUAUAUAUGUCUGUCCCUGGCCCUUKGUACUCUCUUCCUCAUAAAAGGAAUAAAAUUUUUAACAUGA